CGAGAAGUGUAUCGAUUUUUGAUAAAUAACGAAUAGUAUUUAAAGUUUGUGUCAGAAAAAUAAAUAAAAUGUGUAAUGUAAUUGGUAAAUAAAAAUAAAUGCAAGAUAAACUAAAAUAAGUGUAAAUGUAAAUAAGUGAUCUGGUGGUUUGUGUUUGUGUUUCAAAGCAAAAUUAAAACUAAAAACUUUCUGAGACAAAAAAAUAUUUUUAAGACAAAAAGUAUUUCAGUUAGGAUGUUGCUUCAUUCGCUUGUAAUUUGAGUUUUGAAAAAUCCCUUUCAAAGUUAGGAAAAAUUAAACAAUUUUUUUUAACAAAGAUAAAUUAUUUAAAAAAAAUGGAUAGGAAAUCUUUAAGGGCUUCUAUUUUGAAGAGAAAGAGUCUAAAUCAGACUAUGUUAAAUGAAUCAAUUGGUGAUAUCACUACUGCUACUACUAACAAAGAUCCAAAAAGGGUUAGUUUUCACAGUAGCAAUUUUGUAAAACCAUUUGCAGUAGAUCAAGAAAAAUGCACAAUUUGGGAUAACACAUAUGAAGAAGCUGCAAACAGCAUUGAUUCAACUAAAUCAAAUGAAAAUACAGGAACAUCUUCUAUUCAUAUAAGCCAAUCUAAAACUUUGCAAGAUGUGAAUGUUAUAACUGAGAUAAAAGAGAAUGAGAAAGAAAAUUAUGCACCAAUUGUACAUAUGUCUUCAAAUACAAGCAAAAUUGACAUGGAUAUGAGUUUAUGUACAAGAGAAACUACUACAAUUGGCUUAGAUGUACCAGAAACUAAUAAUCAUGACAGCACUAUUGUUGAUUUUACUUGUAGAUAUGAAAAUAGACCAAUACAAGAAACAAAUAUUCCAGAGAUGAUAGAAAAUAUUGUACAUGAGGAAAUAAGAUACAAUUCAUCAAAUAUUUCAACUUCAAUUAAAGCCAAUUUAGAAACUGCAGAUAUGGAGUUGACUAAUGUUUUGUCUCCUGAAAUUUUAUCAUCGCACGGAAUUAUUGAACGAAAUCAAGUUUUAAAAGCAAGCAGUCAGGUAAACAAUAAAGAAAAUGAGUUUUACCCAGUGGUAGAAAAUAUUCAAACUCUAGAUAUUACCUGUGCUCCAUCUAAAAAUCAAAAUACUACUUUAGCUAUGGAUAUAACAUGUGCUACAAAUAAUAAACAUAAUGAUAUGUCAGCUAUGGAUUUUACAUGUGCUCAAUCUAUUAAACAAAAAACUAAUUUAACUACUAUGGAUUUUACAUGUGCUUCAGUUAAUCAACCAAAUAUUUCUUUAGUUGUGGAUAGUACAUGUGCUUCAGCUAAUAAACACGAUAUUACUUCAGACAUGGAUUUUACAUGUGCUCCAGCUAAUAUAGAAAAUAAUCUUACUUCAGUUAUGGAUUUAACAUGUUUUACUUCAGAACAUAUGAUCAUAGAUAAAAACAAAACAAAAAUGGGCAUUUCUAAAGAUUCAAAAUUGGAUAUUCAUGUAAUUUCUACCUAUGAGCACCAGCCUAAUAAAAAGGACGUAACAGAAGCUGCUUCCAAUUUAAAAAAUGAUUCUCUCGAAGAUAAUAAGAUGAUAGGUUGUAAUGAUGAGUUUAAUCUCAAAUUAACAAAUGAACAAAUUAAAUAUUCGAAAAUUGAGGCUAGUUCAAAGUCUGGCAACAUAAAUCAACCAUUUGUUGAAUCGACUAAUUUGGGCAUUUCUAAAGAUUCCAAAUUGGAUAUUGAUGUAAUUUCUGAGCAUCCUCAAGAGAAACAGUACAGUACUAGGUCAAAGAGCAAAUCACAAAAAAUUACUGCAAACACACAAACUGAACGAAAAGUUACUAAAAAUGUCAAAAAAGAUGUGGAAGUUCCAGAUUUUUCAAAAAAUGAGCAUAUCCAUGAAAUUGAGAAGAAACAGUAUACCACUAGAUCAAAAACUAAGAUAUCAGAAACAAUUUCAGUUGAUUCUGAAGGAAAAUCUAUAAAAGUAACUAAAUUAGAAACGAGUUAUGAUAUUAGUAAAUUAAAUGCAGACAAUAAAGAACUUACUUUCGCGAAAACUCCUAAUAAAUUAGAACAAACUUAUAUGAAUAAAAAAGGGUUGAAUUUGACUGAUAAUAAGGAGAAUGCAAGCAAUUUGUGUCUACAAUCACAUACUGAAGAAAUGUUUACACCAAAAGCUCUAAAUCCUCUUCAAAUGGAAAAUACACCCGGUACAUCAUUUGCACUCAUAGUAAAUAACAUUCGGCCAAGUCAACUUGAAACACCUAUUUACACAACAAACGCCAGAAAAGGACGGUGUCCCGAUUUACAGAAGGCAACAGAAGUUUGUUUUACCGAUAACCUGCACAAAGAAGUUACACAAACAAAUUUAAUCUAUGAUCACUGCACUGAUAACGGUAUAGACGAUAUUCUUAAAUCGAAUGUGGAAUGUACUCUAUUUGACACUACACCUUUGUUAGAUACUUCAGAUCCGCUCGAACAAUUAUCUGAAAAAGAUGCAAUGAAAAAUAAUUUUGGUUUAUUACAAGAUUCUGUUAAUAAAUACGAAAUUAAAUCCGAAAAAGAUGGAACAGAUCAAAAAUCGUUUGAUAAUUCUAAAUUAGAAUAUACAACGGUUCCCAAUAGCACAGACCUAGUACUUGACAAAAUCAGAGAAAUAGUAAAUGGUCCCCAAACUGUGUUUGAUAGUACGCAAAAAUCUGGAGAUGUACUAAACAGACCAGAAAAGACGUAUGAAAGAGCUCUACAUUUAAAGGAAAACAAAAUGCCCGAAACAGUACUAAUCGAUUUAAAAGAGCUAGAAAAAUUGGAAAAGGAGUAUGGCGAGUCUAGUAGUAGAAUAAGUGAUGGUUUACUGUGUUCUUCUACUGUUGACAGUAAUGCUGCAGAUUAUGUCGACUUUCAGAGUUUAGAUGAGAGACUACAGGAACAAGCGAAAAGAUCUAUAAAAUACUGGCAAUUUGUCAAAUGUGAGGACAAUAACUGUUACUGUUUCUACACAGUUUACAAAGCUGUUCCAUUUAAAGUAAAUAUUGAUCCAAAUUCUGGAACUGUUCACGAAAUUGAAACAUUCAUUAAUUUAAUUGACAAUGCCUUACCACUAUAUUUUUAUAAAGCCCGGUUUAUGCAAGAAAAAUUAAAAAAAGUAAAUUUAUUUCUCUCUCUGGGUAAUAAAUUUGAUAUUUUCUCGUUAUUGGAUUAUGUAAUUAUGUGUAUGGAAGAAAUAGAGGCAUUCGAUAAGGAGUAUGAUGAAUUAGAAAACGAUUUCGGACAAGAACACAAGUUAACGAUGAAUCCUGAUUUUAGUAUUACAAUUGAAAUUCUAAGUGAAGAGUUCAUACUUUGGUGGGUAAUCACUGUAGAUUUGUCAGUAAUCCAUUUGGGGUCCAUAACAUCUGCUAAAGCUCACCAUAAUGAAUCUACAGAAGAACCUGUUAACGAAGAGGAUAUUAGAAAAAUAGCUCAGGAAAAUGCAGGUCCCCUUUUUAUAAGGAACUUCAUCAACGCCAUCAACCAUUAUGUAAAACGAGUAGGAAGAAAAAGAUUAGCAGAAAGAAAGGACCAUUUAAGAAAGAAGUACAAUUUUCUUCCAUUUUAGUGUGUUAGUUUUAUAUAUUUUUAUGUAUUAUAUGUAUUAUAUAUUUUUUAUUAAUAACUGUAUAAAAGUUUUAAUACCCAAUGGAAAAAUGUGUGUUUUUAUUUGUAAUUUAAUAUUUUAUAUUGUACUAUUAAAUCAAAUAUCUAU
This is a messenger RNA of Psylliodes chrysocephalus, 3710 nucleotides long. The record is from the annotation of a GenBank genome assembly. NCBI's taxonomy places the organism in Eukaryota, Metazoa, Arthropoda, Insecta, Coleoptera, Chrysomelidae.